This is a messenger RNA of Leptidea sinapis, 2846 nucleotides long. It is a transcript of the gene B52, whose product is annotated as serine-arginine protein 55. Gene Ontology annotation, molecular function: mRNA binding. The record is from RefSeq and is a predicted model, not a curated record. Bases 253 to 1359 code for a protein of 368 amino acids. Gene Ontology annotation, cellular component: ribonucleoprotein complex; cytoplasm; nucleus. Lineage: Eukaryota; Metazoa; Arthropoda; Insecta; Lepidoptera; Pieridae. The transcript is spliced from 11 exons. Gene Ontology annotation, biological process: mRNA splice site recognition; alternative mRNA splicing, via spliceosome.
AUCUAUUGUUAAGUUGUUUUAAAUUUAAACAUUUAAUGCCAUAUUCACUAUAUUUCUGAUUAUCAAGCUUUGAUUUUGUCUUGCUUAAAGUUUUUUACAAACCUAGAUCUUUAUAAGUUGCUAUUUGUAUUUUUGGUUUUGCAAUUUACAUAAGCCGCCAUUUCAUGUAAGAGUGUGCAAACAGCGAAUCGAUUUAUAUUUUAUGACAAAUUAGUCAAUUCGCACUCGUUACUUUGUUUCUGAAGAUAAAAAAUGGUUGGCUCACGAGUUUAUGUUGGUGGUCUACCAUUUGGUGUCAGGGAAAGGGACCUGGAGAAAUUCUUCAAAGGUUUUGGGAAAAUUCGAGAUAUCUUGAUCAAGAAUGGCUAUGGAUUUGUAGAAUUUGAAGAUUAUCGGGAUGCUGAUGAUGCUGUAUAUGAAUUAAAUGGCAAAGAACUGCUGGGUGAACGGGUGAGCGUGGAGCGCGCGCGAGGCGUGCCGCGCGGCCCCGACCGAUCGCGCUGGCGCCCCACCGAUCGAGCGCCGUCGCGCCGAGCGCCGCCCGCGCGCUCCUCCCGCCGCCUGAGCGACUCUGACUACAACUAUAGAUACGGCCCGCCGACGCGUACCGAGUAUCGGCUUAUCGUCGAAAAUCUGUCAAGCCGCAUUAGCUGGCAGGAUUUGAAAGACUAUAUGCGUCAAGCCGGUGAAGUUACUUACGCUGACGCUCAUAAACAGCAUCGCAAUGAGGGUGUGGUAGAAUUUGCGACUCACUCUGACAUGCGUGGGGCGAUUGAGAAACUGGAUGGAACUGAGCUGAACGGGCGCCGCAUCAAACUGGUGGAGGACCGGCGCUCCUCUCGCAAACGUUCCCGCUCUUCGUCAAGCCGCUCCAGAAGUCGCUCCCGGGAAAGAAGGCGCUCCAGAUCCAGGUCGGGCACUCCUCGUAGCCGCUCCAGAUCCAAGUCUCGUCCGAAGAGCAAGAGCCCUGUUGCCAAGUCUCGUUCCAGGUCGAGAUCCAAGUGUGUUGUAUCAUGCGCUGAGCAAAACAUAAUAUCGUCCAGAUCGGCUUCUCCUCGCAAGUCAGUGGAGCGUCGGUCUCGCUCCGGGUCGCGACGCAACGGAAAGUCUCCGCGCUCCAAGUCCCGCUCCAAAGAGAGGUCUCGCUCCCGCAGCAAGGAGGGCGCCGAGUCUCCCAAGCGAGAAGAGAAGAGAGAGAUGAGCAAGUCUCGCUCCCGUGAGCGCUCUGCUUCCCGCGACCGCUCUGCUUCUCGCGACCGCUCUGGGUCACGCUCGCGUUCCCGCUCGGGCUCGCCGCGGCAGAACGGCGAGUCGCAGGACCGCGCAAGCAAUGAUCGCUCUCCGAGAAGCGGGGAUUAAUAAGAUUGUCUCCGCCGCGCCGGGGGCUGUACUGUUGCACAGGGCAGACUUAUGUUUGUAUAAUGGAUUAAUAAUUGGGUGUACAGCAUGUACCACUGACCUCUACUAUUUACCACUGGACUAGCGACUGCCAAAGUGCUUUUGUGCCUGUUUGAUCUUCGCCAUUUUGGCGCUGUUGGCCAUGUCGCGAAAAAAAUUGUAACACGGAAAACUACCGAAAUUAAUUCAAAAUGCAAUAAUACUUCAGAGGACCAUACAUUUCUCUCGUAGCAAUUUGCCUAAGUUACCCUUCUUUGGCGUUUUGAUAAUUGUUUUUUCUAAUACUUGUGGACUAUUGAUAAAACUAAAGUUUCCGCCCGAGUUAAAUGCAGUCGGGGCCUGACGUAAAGAGCUUUUGACCCGCACGUCUAGCCUCGCGUGCCUGCAGUGUAGUGAUGUACCGUAGAUGUCGCUUACCGUGUUAUCGCGUUAAUACUUAAGUUGCAAUCGUGUGUUAUUUUUUUUUAUCUUAAUAAUGACUGAUCCGAGUCCAUCAAGUUAUUUCAUCGCUAAGCACGAAAAAUGGCAAAAAAAUGUUGUGUAUAAAGAAGUCGAACAAAAAUUUAAGAUAUCAUUAUUAGGUUGAAACUUAAAAUUAUUGAAAAAACUAUCAUAUUAUUUUUUGUGUAUUUGUAAUUUACGGGUAAAAUGGUAAGUUAGAAGCAUUGUUUAAAUUUAUCGAAAGUCAACACGCUCAUGAUUAUCGUCAUCAAUUAUAAUUAUGGUCACAGAACUAUCGCAUUCCCAAACUCUGCAUUCAGCUCGCGCGGUAUCUGUAGCUAAUUCCGGCUCGAGAUCAACAAUAGUAGUCAACAGAGAUUGUUUCAUAUUUUUCUGUAUAAAAUUAAAAUAAAUAACAAUAACCAUACACCCACUCCUGCGUUCCGAUCAGACCCCUCAGUCUCAGGAGUAUAAUCAUAUAAACUUCACAAUCAGAAGAGUUAUUCCAAACACGCCCAAAGAAGUUAACUUCAAUACUUCAACAAUAUUGCUAGUAAUAAUUACAUCUUAUUUAUUCUUGGAAAGGGGGUAUAUUGACUGAUUUUCAUUAACUAAAAAAUAUUGUGGUUCUCGGCAUGUUUGAUGUAAUUUGGUUACCUCAAACAUUCAUGAUACAAAAAUUUCCAUUAGCAUUUGUCAUUUAAAUAUAGGUAUUUUAAAAAAUUUUUAAUAAAUAGCUACAUUAUGAAGGUAUCUCCUUCAUAUUUACUUAAUUGUAGGUUAUUGAUUUCGUGACUUUUGCAUGCAUGUCACGAAGUUUAUACAUAUUGCAAAAUUUUAAAAUUUGUCGAAUUUUUACACGAUGAUAUGGAAUAUAUACUGGCAGUAAAUACUGUAUUUGCGUUUCACAUUGUGACAAACCUAUUCAUUGUAGAUUAAGGUUCUUUUUGUAAAUACUUUAUUUUCGAUGUAAGGUACCAAAUAAUGUUAAUAAAUUCUAAGAUUAA